AGCUACAUAUUCUAUACCUACUAAGUCUGUGCAUAUUCUUAAUCUGUGCGUUAAAUUGUAAAUAAAACCACGUUUUUCGCCUUGAUCGAAGAAACAGUUUUUUCAUAAUAAACCAUAAUGAAAACCCAGAAAAAGAAACGCUACUUCGAAACAGAUCAAGAAACAUCAAAUACCGGUUCGAAUCAAGAUAAUGUAAAAGUAUACAAUAUUAAAAUAAAUCAAAAAGCAUCAAAACGGAAGCCACAUUUUAAAAACGUAACAAAUAUCAAAAAAGCCAAGAAAACAUUUCCUGGAAAAGCUUCUAUUAGUGCUGAUAAAUUAGAAAAACAUUCACGUGGUGAAAGAUUAAAACCUAAAUUAGUGAAGCACCCUUUAUAUGAAACCAAAUUAAAGAAAAAAGAACACAAACUAAAUUAUGCACAGGAACAAGCUGCAAGAUCCGAAAUAUUACUUACAGAAGAGCAAGGCUGCCUCCAAGUUGAUGAAAAUGUCAAAACCACAUCAAUAUCUCAAAAAACAAUCAAAGAAAAUGUGGAUAUUGCAGCAGCAACAAAAAUAUUUGAACUGAAUUUAGAUUUUGGGCCAUAUAGGGCAAAAUAUUCAAGGAAUGGUAGACAUCUACUUCUAGGUAGUCAAAAAGGUCAUUUAGCAGCUUUUGAUUGGGUUACCAAAAAGUUACACUGUGAAACUAAUGUCAUGGAAUCUAUUCAUGAUAUCAGUUGGUUACAUGUUGAAACUAUGAUAGCAGCGGCGCAAAAGGAAUGGCUCUAUAUAUAUGAUAAUACUGGAAUGGAACUUCAUUGUGUGAAAAAAAUUAAUAAAGUUUUGCGAAUGGAAUUUCUUCCUUAUCACUUCUUACUUGCAACCGUUAACGAAUAUGGUUUUAUGUCUUGGCUAGAUAUAUCUAUUGGUGAAUUAGUGAGCCAAUAUAAUAAUCGCUUGGGACGGACAUCAGUAAUGACACAAAAUCCAUACAAUGCAACUUUGUGUUUAGGAAAUUCUAAAGGGGUUGUUUCUCUAUGGUCUCCUACAGUUAAAGAGCCAUUAGCUAAAAUUCUAUGCCAUAAGACUCCUUUGACUGCCAUUGCUGUUGAUAAUAGGGGAAUGUAUAUGGCUACAUCUGGAGUAGAUCGUAGCAUGAAGAUAUGGGAUAUCAGAAAUUUAGAUGGUCCAGUUCAGCAUUACAAAUUGAGAAGUGCUCCUAUAGAUUUAGAAUUCUCACAAAAGGACAUGCUGGCUGUAGGACUCGGAGAAGUUGUGGAAAUAUAUAGUAAUUGCUGCACAAAAACGGUGGAUAGACCUUACAUGAGACAUAGAAUGGCCAAGAGUAUAAAUAACUUCAAGUUUUGCCCCUAUGAAGAUGUUUUAGGUAUUGGUACAUCUAAUGGAUUCAGCAGUAUAAUUGUUCCAGGUAGUGGGGAACCCAACUUUGAUGCUUUGGAGAGCAAUCCAUUCCAAACCAAGAAACAAAGAAAAGAGGCUGAGGUUAAAGCUCUGCUUGAAAAGAUACCUGCAGAGCUUAUUACUCUCAAUCCAUUUGAAAUAACUGAAGUAGAUGUGCCCUCGAUGAAGGAGCAGAUGGAAGCUAAAAAGAAACUCUUGUAUUUAAAACCGAAAAAGAUCGACUACACUCCAAGACAUAAGAACAAAGGCCUUACAAAUAUUGCAAGAAAGAAGAUCAUUAAAGAUGCAGCCAGAAAGGAACAUAUUGAGCAAGCUAUUGAAGCAAGGAAAAUUCUCAAUUUACCAACAAAUGAAAAAAUACCAAAGCAGUCAUUUGGAGUACUGGACCGUUUUAUCCCAAAACAUAGAACUAAGAAAUAAAACAGUUUUAUUGUUUUGAUUUAUUUUUAUUUUUUAAGGUUCUUUUAACUAUAUGUUUUGAUAAAGUUCCUGAUAAUAUUUACAUGAUUUGUAUUUACACAUCACAUAGUCUUAACAUGAUUAUGAAUACAAUUAUAAAAAUGUCUUUUUUAAUAUAAAAAUAAUCUGUUCAAAAAUAUUUCUUAACAAGGUAUAUCAAAUAAAUCACAUAAACCUUCUGAACCACAUAAUGAAAACGAAAAGUCGUGUUUGGAAGGUGGUGGACUCAAUCUUAAUAAAUAAUUAGUUUGUGCCACACCUAUGUCAGUUUCCAAGGAUUCCUGAACUACUGUAUCCAUUUCUUCAUCUUCUACAUCCUGUAAAAUGUUUUAUUUAA
Messenger RNA from Diatraea saccharalis (sugarcane borer), 2200 nucleotides. The record is from the annotation of a GenBank genome assembly. NCBI's taxonomy places the organism in Eukaryota, Metazoa, Arthropoda, Insecta, Lepidoptera, Crambidae.